This is a messenger RNA of Medicago truncatula (barrel medic), 2454 nucleotides long. RefSeq lists its product as uncharacterized. Gene Ontology annotation, cellular component: membrane. The record is from RefSeq and is a predicted model, not a curated record. Gene Ontology annotation, biological process: transmembrane transport. Gene Ontology annotation, molecular function: channel activity. The coding region runs from base 196 to 2259 and encodes 687 amino acids. Lineage: Eukaryota; Viridiplantae; Streptophyta; Magnoliopsida; Fabales; Fabaceae. The transcript is spliced from 11 exons.
UAGUUGAGGUGGCAGGACGGCGUGAAUGACAAGAAGGCAUAUUCCUCUGACGCCGUCUUGUUUUCUUUUCUGAAUGAAGAAAUGAGUAAUAAUAAUAAUAACCAAUCCAAAUCCUGUAAAAUAAAAUAAAAGUUAAAGAAAGAAGGUAGGGAGGGAGUAGUACUUUGUUUGUUCCAAUCUAUCUAUGAAAGAAGAAUGGCAGAUCCACGAGCGUUGCUGUUGCUGCUGAAUUCAGAGACUCAGUUCCCCCGAGUAGCCUCCGUUGAUGUCUUCCGUGGCCUCUCUGUUUUUCUUAUGAUAUUUGUCGAUUACGGUGGCUCCAUCUUCCCCAUCAUUUCUCAUGCUCCAUGGAAUGGUCUUCACCUUGCUGAUUUCGUCAUGCCUUUUUUUCUCUUUCUUGUUGGUAUUUCUCUUGCACUUGUUUAUAAGAACAAGAGAUCAAGACCAACACAAUCUUCUACUUGGAAACCAUUACUUAGAUCAUUCCAACUCUUUAUUCUUGGCAUCCUUCUUCAAGGUGGUUAUUUUCAUGGGAUUCAUUCCUUCACAUACGGUGUUGACGUUCAAACUAUACGCUUCUUUGGCGUUUUACAGAGGAUUUCUAUUGGCUACAUUGUUGCUGCUUUAUGCCAGAUUUGCCUUCCAACUCUCCCAUCCAAACAUACUAGUUUCUUCAAGACUUAUUACUCCCAUUGGUUUGUAGCAGCAAUAUUGUUAGCAAUUCACUCCGGAUUGUUGUAUGGUCUACAUGUUCCAGAUUGGCAGUUCGAUGCAUCACUCUCUACCUCUUCUUUGCCUCCAAUUCAAGCCGGCAAUGUUUACACAGUGAAUUGUUCGGUGAGAGGUGAUCUUGGACCUGCCUGCAAUUCUGCUGGAAUGAUCGACCGCUAUAUUCUUGGUCUUGACCAUUUAUACAAAAAGCCUGUUUUCAGAAAUCUUAAGGAGUGCAAUAUGUCUAGCACUGGCCAAGUUUCAGAUAGUUCACCGUCAUGGUGUCACGCGCCUUUUGAUCCAGAAGGCAUUUUAAGCUCUAUAACAGCUGCAGUUUCAUGCAUAAUUGGACUUCAAUAUGGGCACAUUCUUGCCAACUUAGAGGACCACAAAGGGCGCCUAAAUCAAUGGCUUGGUUUUUCAGUUUCAUUUUUGGCUCUAGGGUGGUUCCUUGCGUUAAUAGGAAUUCCUCUAAAUAAAUCUCUGUACACGGUCAGUUAUAUGCUGCUUAGCUCUGCAGCUUCCGGUCUCACAUUUAUGGCUUUGUAUAUUCUGGUAGAUGUUUACGGGUACAGACGUUUGACAAGUGUGUUGGAGUGGAUGGGAAAACACUCUUUGAGUAUAUUUGUUCUUGUAUCUUCAAACUUGGCCGUGAUUGCAAUUCAAGGAUUUUAUUUGACCAAACCCGAAUACAACAUUAUAGAAAAAAUGUCUAAAGAAGAAGGGCAUCCACCACAUCCUCACGGUAAGGACUACGUAGACCCACCACCAGCACCCCUCCUUGACUUUGCUGAGAUUAAGCUCUGGUCUUUCUACAGAGCUCUCAUCGCUGAGUUCAUAGCCACCCUCCUCUUCCUCUACGUCACUGUCGCCACCGUCAUUGGUCACAAAAAACAAACUGCUCCAUGUGACGGUGUUGGCCUUUUAGGCAUAGCAUGGUCCUUUGGUGGCAUGAUCUUUGUCCUUGUCUACUGCACUGCCGGUAUCUCCGGUGGCCACAUUAACCCUGCGGUCACAUUCGGCCUUUUCUUGGCUCGUAAAGUGUCUCUCAUAAGAGCGGUGUUAUACAUGGUAGCACAGUGUUUAGGUGCUAUCUGUGGCGUUGGGUUGGUGAAGGCAUUCAUGAAACACCCUUACAACCACCUAGGCGGCGGUGCUAACUUUGUAGCUUCCGGUUACAGCAAAGGCUCUGCCCUAGGUGCUGAAAUGAUCGGAACUUUUGUGUUGGUUUACACUGUUUUCUCUGCUACUGACCCCAAGAGAAGCGCACGUGACUCACAUGUCCCUGUUUUAGCUCCUUUGCCCAUUGGUUUUGCUGUUUUUAUGGUUCACCUUGCAACUAUACCAAUCACCGGUACCGGAAUCAACCCUGCAAGGAGCUUCGGUGCUGCUGUCAUCUUCAACAAUGCCAAAGUUUGGGAUGACCAUUGGAUCUUCUGGGUUGGACCGUUCGUGGGAGCUUUGGCAGCGGCUGCAUACCAUCAAUACAUUCUUAGAGCGGCGGCUAUCAAGGCGUUGGGCUCCUUUAGAAGCAACCCCACCAACUAAACUAAAUUAAUUAACACUAGGAUUAAUAAUCAUGCAUAAAACUUCUUAAUUUGUUUGCAUUUCAACAUUUAUACGCAUGCUUUAUGUGUAUUAGUAUCAGAUUGAUUGUUCAUCAUCACAUUUCUUUCUGUAUUUUACUACUAUUUAUUUAUUCAGUUUGUUUGUAUGAGAAUUGAGAUGCCUCGUGACCUUUCA